Molecule: messenger RNA, 767 nt
Organism: Brienomyrus brachyistius
Lineage: Eukaryota; Metazoa; Chordata; Actinopteri; Osteoglossiformes; Mormyridae
Product: lectin-like
Exons: 6
Coding region: 58-621 (187 amino acids)
Source: RefSeq, a predicted model, not a curated record
GGAAAGAAGAGUCACAGAUCUUCAAAGAGAGGUGCUGUGGGACUGAAGAGCCGAGACAUGAGGACUCCAAGCUUGCUGGGGGUUGCACUCCUCUGCCUGUUUGCCAUGGCAGCUGCAACGGAUGAUGAUCACAGUGUCUCUGUGGAAGAAAAUCAGAACUACUUAAGCAACAUCCUAAAGCAGUGUCGUAAUGGACAUUACAAGGACUGGUACCAAACAGGCAGCUACUGUAUAAAGUAUUUCAACACACCAAGGUCCUUCGCCGAUGCCGAGUCUGCUUGCAGGCAUGCAGCUUCAGGGAGUCGCCUGGUCUCCGUGCACGAUGAACAAACAAAUGCGGAUGUCUUGGCUGUCGUGUUGAAAUACAAUUCCUCCUCACCAAGGAUCUGGUUGGGCGGUCAAAGGCUUGGUCAGUCAAAGAAGUUCAUCUGGACAGAUGGUUCUCUUUGGAAUUUCAAGAAAUGGGUUCCAGGUCAACCAGACGACACUCAAAAUAUUGAGAACUGUGUGGAGAUGAACUGGAAAAUCUUGGGAGAAUGGAAUGAUGUUCGGUGCACCGACCAGAAACCUUUCGUUUGUGCCUUCAAGUGGCAGAAGCGGCAGCAGGAGCUGGAAGACUGAAAUGCUGGAAUCGCUCUACGGCACGGCUUAUAAAAAUCAGACGGCACAUGAAAAUUUAAAAACAGAGGAAGAUUCAUACAAAAUGCAAAAUUUUUAAAUGCUUCGCUAAACUCAUGCAAAAUAAAAAACGAAUUAAAUACCAACCA